Sorex fumeus (smoky shrew) is the source of this 4446-nucleotide messenger RNA. RefSeq names its product apoptotic chromatin condensation inducer 1 (gene ACIN1). Gene Ontology annotation, molecular function: nucleic acid binding. Lineage: Eukaryota; Metazoa; Chordata; Mammalia; Eulipotyphla; Soricidae. The coding region runs from base 32 to 3856 and encodes 1274 amino acids. The record is from RefSeq and is a predicted model, not a curated record. The transcript has 19 exons.
CGUCGGGACGGACCCGAGUACCUCACGCAAGAUGGCGGAGCUGGAGGAGGUGACUCUGGACGGGAAGCCUCUUCAGGCGCUGCGGGUGACCGACCUGAAGGCCGCGCUGGAGCAGCGAGGCCUAGCCAAGAGCGGGCAGAAGAGUGCCCUGGUCAAGCGGCUCAAAGGGGCCCUAAUGCUAGAAAAUUUACAGAAACAUUCAACACCCCAUGCUGCAUUCCAGCCAAAUUCCCAGAUUGGCGAGGAAAUGAGCCAGAACAGUUUCAUAAAGCAGUAUCUGGAAAAGCAGCAGGAGCUACUUAGGCAGCGUUUGGAACGUGAAGCUCGUGAAGCUGCUGAACAUGAAGACGCUUCAGCAGAGUCUGAGGACGAGAUGAUCCAUCCCGAGGGAGUGGCUUCCCUGCUGCCUCCUGACUUUCAGAGCAGCCUGGAGCUCAGCAGACAUUCACCCAGAAAAAGCUCUAUUUCUGAAGAAAAGGGUGAAUCUGAUGAUGAGAAACGAAGGAAAGGAGAGCGACGCUCAACUAGGGUCAGACAGGCAAGAGCAGCUAAACUCUCUGAAUGCAGUCAGGCUGCUGAAGAGGAGGAAGAUCAGGAAACACCUUCCAGAAAUCUGAGGGUCAGAGCAGAUCGAAAUAUAAAAACUGAGGAGGACGAAGAGGAGGAAGAGGAAGAGGAAGAAGAGGAGGAAGAGGAGGAAGAUGAUGAUGAGGGACAAAAGUCUAGGGAUGCACCUGUCCUAAAACAGUUUAAAGUAGAAUCAGGGGGAGAAAUGCCCGGAGCAAAACCAGAAGAAGUGAUGGACGAGAAACCCCAAACUGUAAGAUCCCCGGAGCAGGAACUAUUAGAGCGAGGAGGUAGGGUGACAAGGUCCCAGGACGAGGCAAGAAGAAGUUAUCUGGCUAGACAUCCGCCAGAGAAAGAGAUGCAGACAGCUUCUCCCCCUGAGGAAGAAGGAAAGGAAACUAAACCUUCAAAAGACUUAGAGGGAAAACCCAAGUCUCCUUCUCCCCCUCGAUUGACAGAAGAUGUGGAGAAGGCCCUUCUGGUGCUGCCGCCGGAGCAUACUGCUGGUGAGGAGGAGGCGCCCCCACCUUUACUUACCAAGGAAGCUACUUCUCCACCAAAAACACAACUGCAGAGUGAAGAAGCAGAGCCCAUGGAAGGCCCAGCCCCCCCUGUUCUCACUCAGUUGUCGCCUCCUAAUGCAGAUGCUGAGGUUAGGGAGGUAUUACUAUCUCAGCACUCUGUCCAGGUGGUGGGAAGCCUGCCUCCUUUGUCAAGUCCUGCAGACACCAAAGCAGAAUCUUUAGUGAAGGAAAUGCCAGAGAGUGCCCUGCCUGCAGUACAGGCAAGCACACUGGCUGAAUCAACUCAGAAGAUAACUGAAACAGAGUCAGAAAAAUCUGCUCAGUCACUCUCUCUAAAUAUCGAGGAGUUAGCACCAACCAAAGGGGUCACUGAGGAAUCUUUGAAGCAGCCAUCUUUGGAACAGAAGGAAGGCCUGAGGGCUUCUCCUGCCCUUCUGCCUAGUCACGGAUUAAAACGGUCAGCCGACUCCUCCUCUAGCCGUUCCUCCUCCUCUUCCUCCUCCAGUUCUAGGUCAAGAUCUCGCUCUCCGGACAGCUCAGGCUCUCGGUCCCACUCACCUCCAAGAUCCCAGCAGAGAGAUGUAUCUCAACCACACAUUCUCACCAACCCUCAUGGUCGAUCCACAAUGGGUUCCAGAUCUACAUCUGAGUCCAGAUCACGUUCCCGAUCUCGUUCUCGUUCAGCCUCAAGUAACAGCAGAAAAUCUCUGAGUCCUGGAGUCUCCAGGGACAGCAGCACCAGCUACACUGAAACCAAAGAUCUCUCUUCUGGUCAGGAGGUUGUAACUCCACCAGUGCCACAAGUGCAGGUCCAUGAGCCAAAGGAGAGGACUUCCACUCCAUCCUCUCUCCGAGGGAGGCGUCUGAGCCAGCCUGAACCAGAGGAAAAGCGUGUCCUUCAGAGGUUACAGCCUGAAAGGGGUAGCCCAAAGAAGUGUGAAGCGGAAGAGGCAGAGCCACCAGCUGCCACACAGCCCCAAACCUCAGAGAUUCAGACCACUCACCUACCAGAAUCAGAAAGGACUCACCAUACUGUUGAGGAGAAGGAGGAAGUGACCAUGGACACAAGUGAAAACAGACCUGAAAGUGAGGUUCCAGAGCCCCCCGUGACGAUUGGAGACCAAGUCAGCAACGAUGACCGCCCAGAGGGCAGUGCCGAAGAUGAGGAGAAGAAAGAGAGUGCGCUGCCCAAAUCAUUCAAGAGGAAGAUCUCCGUUGUCUCAGCUACCAAGGGGGUGCCGGCUGGAAACAGUGACACAGAGGGGGGCCAGCCUGGUCGGAAGCGGCGUUGGGGAGCCAGCACAGCAACUACACAGAAGAAACCGUCCAUCAGCAUCACCACCGAGUCGCUCAAGAGCCUCAUCCCCGACAUCAAACCCCUGGCGGGGCAGGAGGCUGUUGUGGAUCUUCAUGCUGACGACUCCCGAAUCUCUGAGGAUGAGACGGAGCGUAAUGGCGACGAUGGGACCCAUGACAAAGGGCUGAAAAUAUGCCGGACUGUCACUCAGGUAGUGCCUGCUGAGGGCCAGGAGAAUGGGCAGAGGGAAGAGGAAGAAGAAGAGAAGGAGCCUGAAGCAGAGCCCCCUGCGCCACCCCAGGUUUCAGUAGAGGUGGCCCUUCCACCGCCUGUGGAGCACGAAGUCAAGAAAGUGACUUUAGGGGAUACCUUGACCCGAAGAUCCAUUAGCCAGCAGAAGUCUGGAGUCUCCAUCACCAUUGAUGAUCCAGUGAGAAUUGCUCAGGUGCCCUCCCCACCCCGGGGCAAGAUCAGUAACAUUGUCCACAUCUCCAAUUUGGUGCGCCCCUUCACUUUAGGCCAACUGAAGGAAUUGUUGGGACGAACGGGAACUCUGGUGGAAGAGGCCUUUUGGAUUGACAAGAUCAAAUCUCACUGCUUUGUAACGUACGCCACAGUAGAGGAAGCUGUUGCCACCCGCACGGCUCUACAUGGGGUCAAAUGGCCCCAGUCCAAUCCGAAAUUCCUUUGUGCUGACUAUGCCGAGCAAGAUGAGCUGGAUUAUCACCGGGGCCUCUUGGUGGACCGUCCCUCUGAAGCGAAGACAGAGGAGCAAGGUGUCCCACGGCCCCUGCAUCCCCCACCCCCACCCCCAGCCCAGCCACCACAGCAUCCCCGGGCAGAGCAGCGGGAGCAGGAGCGGGCAGUGAGGGAACAGUGGGCAGAGCGGGAACGGGAAAUGGAGCGGCGAGAGCGAACUCGAUCAGAACGUGAAUGGGAUCGGGACAAAGUUCGAGAAGGACCCCGUUCCCGAUCACGAUCCCGGGACCGACGCCGUAAGGAACGUGCAAAGUCUAAAGAAAAGAAGAGUGAGAAGAAAGAGAAAGCUCAGGAGGAGCCACCUGCCAAGCUGCUGGAUGACCUUUUCCGUAAGACCAAGGCUGCCCCCUGCAUCUACUGGCUCCCGCUGACCGACAGCCAGAUUGUUCAGAAGGAGGCUGAGCGGGCCGAGCGGGCCAAGGAGCGGGAGAAGCGGCGGAAGGAGCAAGAAGAAGAGGAGCAAAAGGAGCGGGAGAAGGAAGCAGAGCGGGAGCGGAACCGACAGCUGGAGCGGGAGAAGCGGAGGGAGCAUAGCCGGGAGAGGGACAGGGAAAGAGAUCGGGACAGGGAACGUGACAGGGGGGAUCGAGAUCGGGACAGGGAGCGGGACCGGGAACGAGGCCGGGAGAGGGACCGCAGAGACACCAAGCGUCACAGCCGGAGCCGGAGUCGGAGCACACCUGUGCGGGACCGGGGUGGGCGCCGCUAGCGGGGGACGCCAGGGUCAGCUGCAGGUGGCAGCCCCCCUGCCCCUGGGGUUCAGGGUCACAGAGGGUUAGGUACAAUCUCCACCCCCGGAACCAAGGGUCUCUACACCUUUUGCCCUGUGCUGAAGCACGGCUGCCUCCGGUCCUCCCCACGUUCCAAAUGGAGCAGUGGCCGUUUUUUCUCCUGCUUCCCUUAGCCUGUUUGGAGACUUGGCCCUCUCUGUCUCAUUUCUCAUUGUCCAGUGUGAGAAGGGGGGGCGGGUAAGUUGGGAGGAAGAUGGCUGGCCGAGUGGUGGGGGACAGCCAGGAGCUCCAAAUAUCUUUCAUCUUUCCUCUGUCCUGCUCACCUUGGUUACUCACAGCCUCUUGGGAACAGCCGGGGCCAGGACUGGGUCACCUAUGAGCUGAAUCAGCAUCUCCUCCUGAGUCCCGGGGCCGGCAGUUCCCAUUUCUUUGCCCUGCAGUCCUUGCCUCUUGUCCACAGGUUCCACUUUAUAUCCACCUUUUCCUUUGUUCAAUUUUUAUUUUUAUUUUUUUUAUUAUUAAAUGAUGUGGUCUAUGGAAAAUAAUAAAAAAUCUGACUUAGUUUUAA